CGCAAACUAUCGACAGAAUCAUAUUCUUGGCCCUUCUUCUCUAAACCAACCCUGUCCGUCCGUCUGUCCGGCUACCUUUAGCCUUGGAUGUAAUACCUCUGAUAGAUUUUAAUACAAAUUUGACAUAUUCACACCGGCAUAAUCUGUAUUUGUGAUGGAAUUAUGUGAGAUCUGAAGAAUGAAUCUGCUCGCUCGUUAUUGGGUGUGCAGAUCAGAUGGGAUCAUCGUUGAAAGAAAAACUGAAUACCUUCAACAGGCAACAACAAAAAUGUCAGUCAGACCUUACGAGCAUUGCGGCUUCUACAAGGACAGCAGCACCUGCAAGGAAAUCACCUGUUCCUGCAGUAAGGUUGCAGCAACUUAUUAAUAAUAAAACAAGGAAGACCACUGUGGGAGCUCAAAUCAAAUGUGUCAUCGAUCUACUAUAUAAGUCAAGGCAGUCCUUUACAGCUGAGCAAAUAAAUGAAGCAUGCUAUGUUGAUGUCAAAGGCAGUAAAGCCGUGUUUGAAAGUUUGACAAAGAACCCGAAAGUUAAUUACGAUGGAAGCCGUUUCUCUUAUAAGUCGAAGCAUAGUGUGAGGGACCAGAAACAACUUCUACGCCUGAUACAGACAUUUGCAGAGGGUAUUGCGGUUGCUGAUCUUAAAGAUGCAUACCCAACUGUCAUGGAAGAUUUACAGGUCCUGAAAGCUGGUCGUCAGAUAUGGCUACUAUCAACUAUCGACGCCCAGAAAGAGAUAGCGUACCCAAAUGAUCCGAGGGUCCCCAUCAAGGUCGAUGAUGAACUGAAAGAGUUAUUUAGGUCGAUUAAGUUGCCACCAGACAUGCUGGACAUUGAGCAGGACCUACAGAAAAAUGGGAUGAAGCCCGCAACAAACACAGCUAAAAGAAUAGUGAUGGCUCAGAAUGGUAAUAUUUUGGUUGAACCAAAACAGGAGAAGAAGACUGGGUUCAGUAAAAGGACAAAACUCACCAAUGCUCAUCUUCCUGAGCUCUUCCAAACUUGAAGUUAGAGAUAAUGCUGCUUGCUGGUUGUUGAUAUGGAAAUAAAACUUAAUCAUGUUUAAACUUUCUGUUAACAUAUUAUUAUGCGUUCAAAAACCAUCGAUGACUUUGUUAUAGCUGUAAGAAUACUUUUAUCAUUUUCUUAUCAGAUAUUAUUAGAUCCGGUGUUGUACA
Helianthus annuus (common sunflower) is the source of this 1179-nucleotide messenger RNA. Its product is annotated as general transcription factor IIE subunit 2. The record is from RefSeq and is a predicted model, not a curated record. Lineage: Eukaryota; Viridiplantae; Streptophyta; Magnoliopsida; Asterales; Asteraceae. The transcript is spliced from 5 exons. Gene Ontology annotation, biological process: transcription initiation at RNA polymerase II promoter. Gene Ontology annotation, cellular component: transcription factor TFIIE complex. Bases 216 to 1007 code for a protein of 263 amino acids.